Dreissena polymorpha is the source of this 2641-nucleotide messenger RNA. RefSeq lists its product as uncharacterized. Lineage: Eukaryota; Metazoa; Mollusca; Bivalvia; Myida; Dreissenidae. The transcript is spliced from 3 exons. The record is from RefSeq and is a predicted model, not a curated record. Bases 425 to 1591 code for a protein of 388 amino acids.
UUUAGGAUUGUUGCUACAAACUUCAAGGACCAUAAACUUCUUAUUUGUUUUAAGGGCGCUAUCUCUUGUGUUUUAUUUAAACCAAAGUAAUGAAUCAAGUGGCGACAUAGGGUAUAUCAUAAUGUCUAUAAACUUUUUAAACAGACAUACAAACUUGCGUUGAGAUUAUAGGACUGGGGAAUCCUUGUUAUCAUGGGAGAGAUUAGGAUUUUUAUUCCUCAUUUUUACUUCUGUUUGAUUGCAUCAGAAUAAACCAAACUGUGGAGGUUUUCUUAAGUGCAUCUGGUUUGAGUUCAUUUAAAUUCCUUUAGUAAUUGAAAUUGGACACAAGUAUUAAAUCUUUGUUUGUUUUGAAAGUAUUUUUUUAUAAAUUAAAACAAGAUUGAGGUCUAACAAGAUUCUUUUACUCAAACUUAAAAUCAAGAUGGCAACCUCUUCUGAGUCAACUGUUGGUGAAGAUAGAGUUUAUAUAGACUUAGCAGACUGUUAUAAAAAAUAUUAUUGUUCGCCCUGCCAAAAGGACAAAAUUGACCAGCUGGCCGAAUGGUACUGCAAGAAAUGCAAGUAUUGUCUAAUCUAUUAUUGUGCAAACUGUGUUAUCAAUCAUAAUACGAAGUUUAAGAAACAUAAGCCAUAUGGAAUAGCAGACAAAGACAAGUGGCCAUUCCCCAAGAAGGAAUUUCAGGAUGUCCUUCAGAAACAUGGUCUUCAUGAAGACUUGUGUAAAGAUCUAGGAACUUUAUGUGAAAGAAAAUGUGCUGAAGUAUCAGCGCAAGGUGAUUCAGACCAGGUAAUCAGUGUACGGCAAAUUUCAAGGUAUAAUGUGAGCCUACCAAGUGAUUCACAUGCUUUCCUGGACAUCGGUGCCAUUUGUGAUCUCUCUGAUGAUCAGAUUCUUGUUGCCGAUCGUUUUAGUAAAAGAGUUAAGCUACUGAAUGACCAAUACCAGGUGGUGGGACACUGUGAUUUAACUGUAUGGGACAUGUGUAAAAUCUCACCAAGUGAAGUAGCUGUUAUUCUGUAUCCAGACUCUAUCGGGGCUAGAUGGACAGAUGAGGUUCACUUUGUCUCUGUGAAUGGUUGGCGGCUGGUUAAGGGCAGGAAGUUACAGUUUCAACAUCACUGUAAAGGUAUUGCUCAUGAUCAGCGAGACCUGUAUGUCACUUCUGGUACUGCACUUUACAAGUAUUCAAUGAGUGGAGACCUGUUAAAAAAGUUGUAUGAGAAUACAACAGAUAAUCUGCCAGUAUAUAAGUGUGCAGUGAGUCCUUCAGGUGACAGGAUCUUUGUCACCAGCAAUCUUUACAAGGUCCGCACCCUUGCCAGAGACGGCACAGUUCUACACACCUUCAUAGACCCAGACCUAAAAUACCCACACGGUAUUCAUGUGACUGAUCUGGGACAGGUGCUGGUCUGUGAUAAUUGGGGAGGAUCAGACACUAUCAUACAGCUGGAUACUGAAGGCAAGAAGAAGCUGGCAACUAUUGCUACCGUGAAGUCACCAAGGUCAGUCUCCUUCAAUAGGAGCACAGCAUCCAUAAUUGUGGGACAAUUUUAUAGCACCACAAUCCUUGUUUUUAAAGUAAAAUAGUUUUGUUUCACAGGUUUCUGUCAUAACAUUUUGGAACAAUACUUUCAACAUGAAUUCUUGAAGGGAUUGACUUUAUAUUGUAUGGUCUGUCUGAUCCAAUGUUUAAAUAUAGCCACCAUCAUUGUGGGAAAAUUGACUGGUAACACAUUUCUGCAUGGUGUUUAAAGAAAUAUAUAUAUAUAUAUAUGUUGUUUCGCAAAUUUCAUUAAAAACUUUUUGAAAAAUGUUCUUUGCAACACCAAAGUCGUAUUCAUGCAGUGUUACGUUUCAUCACAUAAUGUGCCUGGAUGAUUUAUUAUGUUGCAGAGUAAUGUGUGAUCAUGAAAAUGUUUGAAAAAGUACAGCCAUAAUAAAAUUCUUGACAGCUAGGAUCUCUUAUUAAGUGUUACAUUCAAUUGCAUCAUUGUCAUUGAACGCUUAUGCCUAGGAUCAUGAAACUUCAUAGGUACAUUGAUCAUGACUGGCAGAUGACCCCUAUUGAUUUUCAGGUCACUAGGUCAAAGGUCAAGGUCACAGUGACAAAAAACAUAUUUACAAAAUGGCUGUCACUACAACUGAGAGCCCAUAUGGGGGGCAUGCAUGUUUUACAAACAGCCCUUGUUUACUUGUGGUGAUUGGAGCUGCUCUAUGAUAUUUUGGUGUAAUUUUUAUGCAAAGAAACAAGAAAUGCAGGUUACAGUUUAGAAGUGUAAUUUUUAUGCAAGAAAACAAGAACUGCAGGUUACAGUUUAGAAGAGUAAUUUUUAUGCAAGAAAACAAGAACUGCAGGUUACAGUUUAGAAGAGUAAUUUUUAUGCAAGAAAACAAGAACUGCAGGUUACAGUUUAGAAGAGAGGGUUUUAUAUUUUCAUUUCCUUAUUUAACUGUUACUUUGUGUCCUGAUAUAAAAGGUAUUUAGAGUUACAUAGAGUAUCAAUUAUGUAUAGUAUAGAUUUUUUCCAUCUUUUAUUUAUUUUAUUUUGGUUGUUGACAAUUUUACUUGUAUUUAUGUCAUAUGUACCUUUACCUUUCACUAUGUUUUACAGAAUAAAUAAACGCUUACUAACUCAA